This is a messenger RNA of Anneissia japonica, 3364 nucleotides long. RefSeq names its product polyadenylate-binding protein 4-like. The coding region runs from base 446 to 2371 and encodes 641 amino acids. The transcript is spliced from 15 exons. The record is from RefSeq and is a predicted model, not a curated record. Gene Ontology annotation, molecular function: poly(U) RNA binding; mRNA 3'-UTR binding; poly(A) binding. Gene Ontology annotation, cellular component: cytosol; ribonucleoprotein complex; nucleus. NCBI's taxonomy places the organism in Eukaryota, Metazoa, Echinodermata, Crinoidea, Comatulida, Comatulidae.
UCCAGGCUGUCAGCUCCAACAGUUGAGUCGCGUGUAGGAAAUAUCUGGAGGAAAUAGGGAAUCUAUUCUAUUUUUAGAUAUUAGUAAUGGUCUAAUUGAGUGUAUAGGAAUUCCCAAGAUUGGUUGUUUUGAGGUUCAUUCUGGUGGUACUGAGUGCCAGCAAUGAGCUCGUAUACUACAGUAGGCCUACUAUAAAACUGAAGUUUUAUACUCUUUGGUGCCAGGAACAAUGCUUUCAAUAUAAGUUGCUACACAAGCACAAUGGAUUUGUCAUCAGGGUACUGGCAGGUUUCAGUGGAUGACAAACACAAAGACAAAACUGCAUUCACUACAGAUGCUUCAGAAUUUUCCAUCGGCUCUGUAUUGACUCAAAUUCAGGAGGACUGACCCCAGACAGGACCCUUGGCAAAAUCUUCUCCACAUUGUAAGUCAAAACACUAUCAAAAUGAAUGCACAAGGAGUCUCAAACUACCCUAUUGCCUCGCUGUAUGUUGGAGAUUUGAAUCCUAACGUCACAGAAGCUAUGCUUUUCAAGAAAUUCUCAACAGCUGGGACUAUUUUGUCCAUACGUGUGUGUCGUGAUAUAAUCACCAGGCGCUCUCUCGGCUACGCCUACGUAAAUUUUCAGCAGGCUGCAGAUGCUGAAAGAGCAAUUGAAAAUAUGAACUUCGUUCCCAUCAAUGGUCAAUCUAUUCUUGUUAAGUGGUCUCAGCGUGAUCCAACUUUGCGUCGUUCUGGCAAGGGUAAUGUCUUCAUAAAGAACCUGGACAAAUCAAUUGAUAACAAAACUCUUCAUGAUACAUUCUCAGCUUUUGGUAACAUCUUGUCUUGUAAGAUUCAAUGCAAUGAAAACAAUGAGUCUAAAGGCUACGGCUUUGUCCAUUUUGAGACUGAAGAUGCUGCCUCAGAGGCCAUCAGUAAAGUGAAUGGCAUGUUGCUCAAUGGAAAAAAAGUGUACGUAGGUGAUUUUAUUUCUCACAAAGACCGAGAUGCUGAAAUGGGAGAUAAAAUGAAGAGCUACACAAAUUUGUUUGUAAAAAACUUGGGAGAAGAAAUAUCAGAUGAACAGCUGAUGGAAAUGUUCUCCAAAUAUGGCAAGAUUGUUAGUGCCAAAGUAAUGCGGGACAAUGGUGAAAGCUGUGGCUUCGGUUUUGUAUGCUUUGAGGACCAUGAAGCAGCAUCAAAGGCAAUCCAGGACCUGAACAACGUCAACGUGGAUGGUCGUAUUUUGUAUGUUGGACCCGCACAGAAGAAAGCAGAACGUCAAGCUGAGCUUAAACAGAAAUAUGAACAACGGAUAGCAGAGAGAAACAAUCACUCCCAGGGUGUUAACCUUUACCUAAAGAACCUUGAUGAUGAAAUUGAUGACAAGCGGUUGCAGAAAGAAUUUGAAAAGUUUGGUACUAUUACAAGUGCAAAGGUUAUGACUGAUGAAAAGGGAAUCUCAAGAGGAUUUGGGUUUGUAUGCUUUUCGUCCCCAGAAGAAGCAACUAAGGCUGUUACUAAGAUGAAUGGACGAAUCAUUGCUAUUAAACCUUUGUAUGUAGCACUAGCACAGCGGAAAGAAGAUCGGAAGGCACAGCUGGCUGCCCAACACAUGCAAAAUAUUGCGAGGAUUGGAGUUCCUGAGAAUGCGCAACAGAUAAACCAGGUGUUUAAGCCAGGGUUUGGGUACAUUGCUGAAGCUGUUCAGCCCCCACAAGCACGACUAUACCCAACAGGGCAGAUGACCCAAAUCAGAAACCCAAGUUGGACCAGUGCUAAUCAACCAACAUCAGCUGGUCUACCAAGCAGUGGCAGCUUAAAACUUUGGAAACCUGAGGCGCAAGAAAUUCCUACUGCAGGCCUAACAGCUCAACAACGCCAAAUGAAGUAUGCUAAUGCUGUGUGCAAUCAGACUGUUGCUAGUCAGUCUGCUGGAAUUCCUGUGGAUAUUCCACAACAAACUGACCAAGUUUGUGAGCAGGAGCCACUAAACCCAUCCAGCCAGGCACAAGCCAAGCCACAAAAGCUUGGCGAACUAGCUGGAAAGAUCAUUGGAAUGUUGUUGGAAACUGGCAACACUGAGUUGCUUGACAUAUUGGAUUUCUGUGAUUUAAAAAAGACAAUUAAAGCUAUGAUUGUGUUGGUGGCUCACCAAGCUAAGGAUCCACUGAAACAGAAGCAGAUGCAGAUGUUGGGUGAGCGUUUAUACCACAUUAUUGAGCCUAGCUACAGUGAGCUAGCUGGUAAUAUAACUGGGAUGUUGUUGGAGCUUGACAAUGCUGAGUUGCUGAACAUGCUGGAAUCCUGUGGCUCCUUGAACGCAAAGGUUGAGGAAGCGAAGACUGUGUGGAAGGUGUACCAAACUUUGAAAUAUGGUGGUCAUUAAUCUGUGGUUGCUGCUGAUUGUUAAUCAUUUUUCAUGUCCAUAAAUUAAUUUCACAGGGUAUGCUCUGAUAUCGCUAUAAUCUUAUAGUGGAAAAAAUGGGUAGCUGUAAAGCUAGGACCUAAUGGGGAAGGAACUUUUAAAGCAAGGUGCGUUGCUAAGGGGUAAUCUCAAAUCAUGAAGUACAUUAUCAGGAAACAUUUGCAGUACAGUAUGACGUGUUAAUUCACCAAAUGGAUAUAAAAACUGCUUAUUAAAACUAAAUCCUCCAUUGUCAAACAGCCACAAGGUUUUGGAGUAGUUGGUACAAACAAUGACAAAUUUUGUUAGAUUUGAAGUACACAGUGGAAUUGUAAACUGUAAAUAUGUUGCAACCCAUGAGAACAUAGCUGAGCUUUGAUUGAGUUGAAUAGCUUGGUUGUUAAGAUGCUGCCUUCCAAUUUAAGGGUCCUGGGUUCACUUCUUGCCAUAGUAACAGGGUUUUUCCUCACUAUCAUACCAACUCUACUCCCUAUGCCUCUUAAUGAGACUUAGUUUAUGUAGAGCAGGGGUGGGCAUAAAAAUCGGUCGGAGGGCCAAAGUGAAUUUUUGAUAUAACACAGAGGGCCGCGCACAUUGAUGUUUCCAGUGCACUGCUGUUAUACCAUUUUUAUUCUCAGUUUUAAUAUUACUCUUUACCAAUAAUUGGUGUCAAGCUAUAAAAAUCAAGGUGUUUCCAUCCAAAAAGAUGUUUGGUGGGCCACACACAUAGGGUUUUUAAUUCAUUUUCGUUCAAGUUCACUCUUUGGCAUAUCCUGGGCAUUUGGCCUAAACCAAUUAAUAGAAAUAUUAAACCAAUUAAUAAUAGAAUUGAUGUUUUCACCAAACAAGUAACAUUUAUAUUUUUAGUAUAUAUUUAGUAUAUAAAGUAUAUUUUAAUUGAUUUUCUUAUCAAAUAUUUGGGACCAAUGUAAUACAUUCUCAGAAACUGUACUUCCCAAAAGUGGAAUCCCUGUC